AUGCUGCUGCGAGACGAGCAAGUCCCGUUGCUUUUGAAACGGAAGCACGUCGUCUCGGGAUAUCGACCUCUGAACCAGCCCAAAUCAUUUUACUUAAAAUCAGCAUUCUCGUCGCAUAAUGAAGUGUUCAAUGUCUGGACUCACUUUAUUCCGGCCAUUAUUCUCUUUUUCGCAUAUUUGGUGCCAGAGUUUUUGUCUCCAUUGCCACGUGUCCCUGUACUGAUCCUUCAAAUUGGAAUUUUCCUACUUUUAAUCGCUUCCUCAAUGGCUCAUCUAAUGCAUUCUCGUUCUGAACUCGACCAUGUCUUCUGGUUUCUUAUUGACUUUUCUGGAAUCGCUCUUUUUGGAAUUACAAUUGGCUUACAAAGAUAUAGUUCAAGUGAUCAUAUGAGUCUAAUCAUGAAAAUAGUAUACGUCCCUCUUCUUCUGCUUGUUGUUCUCGGUGGUCAAUAUUUCUCAACAUGUUAUUUGUUCGUGUUCAAACCACAUUACAAACGACGAAUGGAACUAAGAAUGGGAUCAUGCUUCCUUCUUGCUUGUUGGCUCUACAUUCCACUUCAUUAUAGAUAUCAAGAUCCUGAAAGUGUGGGUGACCCUGCACUGCCACUUCAUUCGAGAGCAUUCCAAUGGCUUGUUUUUUCUGGAAUUUUCAUGGGAGCUCAUAUUCCAGAAAGGUUUGCCCCGGGAUUCUUUGAUAUUGUUGGAUACGGACAUCAGCUCUUCCACUUGUGCAUCGAUAUGGUCGCCUGGAAUCUUCUUGACGCAGCUAAUCUCGAUUGUUCAAGUGACGAGGGACACGUCCAUUUGCCAAGAAACAUUGUUGCCGUGAUCGCAUUGAUUGCCUCAAUCGGAAUGAUUGGUUGGAAUGUUCACUCCAUGAUGAAGAAGGCAAAAACGAAACGAUACGAUGAAUAA
Messenger RNA from Caenorhabditis remanei, 915 nucleotides. RefSeq lists its product as uncharacterized. The transcript is spliced from 5 exons. The record is from RefSeq and is a predicted model, not a curated record. Gene Ontology annotation, cellular component: membrane. Bases 1 to 915 code for a protein of 304 amino acids. NCBI's taxonomy places the organism in Eukaryota, Metazoa, Nematoda, Chromadorea, Rhabditida, Rhabditidae. Gene Ontology annotation, molecular function: signaling receptor activity.